UUUUUUGCAGCAAACCGCCACUAUUACCUCAUAAUUGUUUCGCUUCUUCUUCAAUCCCUUAUUUUUACGAACUUAUUACGGCAUAGUUAAGUAGAAGCAUCAGAUCUGCCUCAAAAUAGCUUUGUAGGUCGUCCGCCGCGAUCCAGUGGCCCCUUUCCUUAAUGAAGGCCGGCUACCGCCGCUUGCCGCGGGUUCCUCCAAUCCGCGGUCGUCGGCUUUUUCCCAUACUUCUUGCCUUUUAGCCUCCUUACGGCUUCCGGUCGAUGAAUUUUGGUUAAAACGUAGCUGUAACAUUCUUCGAGUGACAUUCGUAAAUCCAAAAACUCACUGGGAUGGCUUCGAUUGAUUUGAUCCGAUUGUGCCUUGAUUCUAUUCGCCAGAUUACAGAUGACAUUGUAGACUCUAUCCUUUACCUUGAUGCUGGUUGUUUAGAGGCUUUCCAGUUCAUUGGUGCGUUUCCACUUUUCUUGGAACUUGGGGCCCGUGCUAUUUGCAGCCUGGAAAAUAUGUCCUCUCUAGACAUUACUGCACAUUGGAAUUCAAAUUUUAUUCCAGUAAAGAAGAUGGUAGUUAUUACAUCUCAUCUUCUUAGCGAUGCUCAUCGUUAUAUUUUGCGUUGCCUGUCCUCCCAUCAGACAAUUCUUCACUGUACUAUAUUUACGUCCAUCUCAGAGAUAGCCCACUCUGCGUAUGCUGAUUCACCCCUUGGCCCAGAUGCAUUUCAUGAAUAUGAGUCUUUGCUGGUCCAAGAUUAUGAAGAGAUACUGAUUAAGAGUAAGAGGAGUGAAAAGCAUUCACAUCUGAAUAAUGAAACAGAACAGGUAACGAGAGGAGAUCUUGAUACAUUGUCGUCUAAUGGUAAUGGUUCCUCACAAAUGGAUUCUAGAGUGGAUGAUGAUUUAAACGUGGAGUCUAUUUCUGGUGAAAUGGAUUUAUAUGAUGAUUCCAAGUCUACUGAAGUAAACAGUUCUACAAGAUUGCAGGUCAGUGUGCAUCAUUACCCAAUGUUACUGUGUCCGGUUUCAGCAAGAGUCUUUGUUUUUCCUUCAGAAGGGGCAGUUGCAGAAGCAUGCUUGUCAAACAACAAUGAAAGUUCUCUUAGCCCUGGUCUGCCCUCAAUUUGCACUGGGGUGGCCUCUGACGGUGAGGAUGUUCCUCCAGGAGCAACUCUGACGGCUCAUUUUUUAUAUAAUUUGGCUGCAAAGUUGGAUUUAAAGAUGGAAAUAUUUUCCCUUGGUGAUACAUCCAAAGUCAUUGGCAAGAUCUUGCAAGACAUGUCUAGUCUUUAUGAUGUUGGCCGCCGCAACCGCAGAUCAGCUGGUUUAUUGCUCGUAGACCGUACUCUUGAUCUUCUUACACCUUGCUGCCACGGAGACUCAUUUCUUGAUAGGAUGCUUUCCUCUUUGCUUCGCAGGGAUAGAGCUAUGUCAUAUUCCGCCAUGAAAAGCUCCAAUUCCUUGAACAAAAAUCUUCCUGCUAAUGUACAGCAUCCUACACUUGAUAUAAGAAUACCCUUUUCAAUGAUUCCAAGCAAUAAAGGCUCUAACACGAUUAGAACUAAGUUAGAAGGGAAUAUAAAAGCUUUCAUGUCAGGCUGGAACUCAGCAAAUGUUGAUUCUGAAGCUGUUGCUGAUCUAUCUGAUAAUGCAGACAAGCUUCAGAAUAAGAAGUCCGACAAUGAAUCAUACUCACUGAGCGGAUGCUUUUUUUCCAAUCAUACAGGAGAAAAUUACUUGGAAGCACUUCUUGAUAGAAAAACGAAAGAUGGAAUUCUUCUAGUAAAAAAGUGGCUUAUGGAAGCUUUGCAGCGUGAAAAAAUGCCUUUAAAAGGACUUACGGGUUCUACUACCCUUUCAGAGCUUCAUGCCAUGGUUAAAGAAUUAGUUCCAGAUCAAAAUUCUCUUGUAAGGAACAGAGGGAUCAUCCAGUUGGCAUUAGCUGCUGAAAUGGCCUUGAGUGAGCCCCAUAGUUCCAGAUGGGAUGCAUUUGUAAGUGCUGAGAGAAUACUAAAUGUUAAUUCACUAGACAACAGCCAAAACUUGUCAAGCCAAAUUCGAGAUCUAGUUAAUACUAGCAGUGCAAUGAGAUCUCAUGAAGAGUAUAACACGGAACCACAGGCUGGUCCUCUCUCUUUCCAAGAUGCUUUACUUCUGUCAAUAGUGGGAUAUAUUUUGGCAGGUGAAAAUUUUCCAACAUCUGGAUCUGGCAGUCCUUUUUCAUGGGAGGAAGAGCAUUUGCUGAAGGAAGCUAUUGUAGAUGUCAUUUUUCAAAAGCCAAAAAUGACAAAGUUGCAAUUCCUUCAUGGUUUGGCGAAGGACCUUGAAGCUAAUGCUAGAAAAGAAGAGCCUUCAAAGAAUGAGGAUGAUUUUGAUGAUAACUGGGGCAGCUGGGAUGAUGAAGAAAAUGAUCAACCGAAUGACAAAGCAUAUGGAGAUAUGCAGCUUAAACUAGAGCUGCGAGAUAGGGUGGAUCAGCUUUUCAAACUAUUUCACAAAUUAUCUGGAUUAAAGUGGAGAAGCCCGUCUUUAAUUGAAGGUCCGCUAACAUCCCCUUCUAGCUAUGGAAACGAUCCUUGUGCCAGGAAAGGAUUAAUAUAUAAGCUUCUAGCUACAGUAAUGGCCAAGUAUGACAUACCUGGGUUAGAAUACCACUCCUCGGCGGUAGGUCGUUUUUUCAAGAGUGGAUUUGGUAGGUUUGGCAUUGGGCAGGCAAAACCUUAUAUUGGAGACCAAAGUCUUCUUCUAAUUUUUGUUGUGGGAGGUAUUAAUUGUCUUGAGAUUCGUGAAGCUAUGGAAGCUAUUUCAGAAAGCAGUAGACCCGACAUGGAAUUGAUUAUUGGUGGUACAACUCUAUUAAUUCCAGAUGACAUGUAUGACUUAUUACUGGGAUCUUCUAGCUACAUUUAAUCCCAUUCGAUAGAGAAAUAACUCUUUUUCUACGCGUCAUUGAAGCUCAAUAACACGAGAAGCAGAAUUAUGUCUCAGUACAAUUGCAUUCUGGGAAGAGUGUUUUUGCGGAAGGAGUGGCCAUUAAGAUUAAUAUGUCGAUGAUAUUUGUCACAAAGUUCAUCCCUUAGUUAAUAUUAAUGAAAUUCAAAGAUUUUGGCCUUUGAUAGCUUAUCCAGUUGGACUGCUGAUUUCAUUUAUCUCAAGAUAGUCUAUCAUAUUGUAGAAGCUGUAUAUAAUUUUCUUGUAGUGAUUGUUGUAUAUCAUUAGGCCUUUCAAAUCCAUUGGAUAGGCAUAUUCUUUGAGUGCUUUUGAAGGAAGAUUAAAGGAAAUCUGUGUAAUGGCUUUUUUCUUGGAAAAUGACUAAAUUAUGGAAUUCUUUAAUGGAAACGGCUAUUUUUAACUUC
This is a messenger RNA of Dendrobium catenatum, 3352 nucleotides long. Its product is annotated as sec1 family domain-containing protein MIP3. The record is from RefSeq and is a predicted model, not a curated record. NCBI's taxonomy places the organism in Eukaryota, Viridiplantae, Streptophyta, Magnoliopsida, Asparagales, Orchidaceae. Bases 333 to 2906 code for a protein of 857 amino acids. Gene Ontology annotation, biological process: vesicle-mediated transport; intracellular protein transport. The transcript is spliced from 7 exons.